CAGCUCGCGGGCGGAAACUCGGUCAAAAAUCGAUCAAAAAUUCAGGCGGCGCCGAACCGCGGCCUCGAUCCUGUUGCGGAUACACGCGAGCGACGCGCGGCGCGGAUCGGCGUUGAACAGCGCGAGUAAAAGCGGGAGAGAAAGAGAAAGAGAGAAAGAGAGAGGAACACACAGUGUACACCGCUCGUAUGGAAAAUUUCGAUCGAUUAUUAACAGCCGGCGGUGUCUAUUGAAAUUCACGCGAUUAGCGGCGGUGAUACGAAGUACAUGUAAACUAAUUUCGGCCUGUACAAGCUGCGCCGGCCGCGUGUUUAAUCAUUCUCCGCGGCUCGUCAUUAUCUUCCGGCGAUUUGCGGGAAUUAAUUAGACCGGCGCGACGCGGCCGUGCCUUUGUGUUUCCCUUCGCGCGUGUGUACUGGCACUUCGGAUAUUUUCAUGGAAAUCAACCGGCGGACAUCGAAGUGCGCCAUCAUCCGCUCCGCCCGUCGCCGUUGUCCUUGUUGUUCUUCGCUGGAUGCGCCGGAGAGUGAAACCCAGGCGCAUCCGUGACAGCGGCCGACUCCGCCGGUGGAACAGGAUCAGAAGGAAAAGUUUCUCGGCUGUUCCCAGGGAUUACCUUCCCCAUCGUCGGGCAUGGGUUGCUGCGGCUGCUCGGACGAGACCUCGUCCAAAGUGGAGCCCACGACGCCAGAAAACCAGGGCACGCCGCCGACCAGACACUCGGAACAGGUUUUCGUCACCGAUCGAUCCUGCACCGACAUCCUCACUUUGAUCGUUCUGAUCGCUCUCGCAGCCGGUUACGCCUUCCUGGUGAGCAACACGGUGAAUAAAGGGGACAUCUACCGCGUUAUAAAUGGCUACGACGAUUGUGGAAAUGUUUGCGGUCGUACCAAUACCAAGGAGACUGAUCCCCAGUUCAGUUGCAAGGGCGUCGACAAGACGAGAGACCGGUAUCUGCUGAUCACCGUGGACCAGUACGGGGUGAAGUCACGCAGCUGCACGACCAACUGCUCCGAUCAGGUAGUGUUCCUGAAUCGAUGCGUGCUGAAGCAAGCGACCGAAAGAGACAGCUCCAUCAUCAAGAAACUUGGUUUGGAAAAUUUCUACAAGGUCGGUAGCAACAUUUUCAGUAAAAGUCGAGUACAAGAAGCGUCGAGGGACCUGACUGUCGCAUGGCGGGAAUUGAUCUACCUGCUGCUUAUAGCUUUAGCUAUCUCCCUCGGAAUCUUAAUUGCGUUCCGGUAUGUGGUGCAGUGGGUCGUUUACAUUGUCUUAAUCGGCGCCAUUCUCGCCUGUAUCGGUGGCUCGGCGUACCUCUGGCUCGCGUGGUACGCCGAGAAGAAGGCGGUCGACGCUGACCAAAUACCUGACGAGGAUUCCAGCCAGACGGCUUACUUCAUUUAUGCAGUAGCUUUGUCCACCGUCACUGUCAUCACGCUUCUGAUCGUCCUGGUGAUGCGAAAAAGAAUCGCCCUCGUGAUGCAGCUGUUCCGCGAAGCGGGGAAAGCGGUCUACGCGAUGCCGGCUCUGCUUCUCCAACCGAUAUACACCUAUCUGCUGAUCGGUUUCGUGGUGUGCGCGUGGGUGUACUGCAUGCUGUGGAUCGAGAGCGCGGGCAACAUCCACAUGAAGAAAAAUCAUGUCCACUUCGAGAAAGACGGCCUCUUGAUCGCGAGCAGGUGGUACAACUUGUUCUUCUUUUUCGUGACCUGCGAGUUCCUUCUCGGCUGUCAGCACGUUGUCGUCGCCUGCGCGGUUGCACGGUGGUUCUUCACCAGGGACAAGAAGCGGCUCUCGUUCGCUGUAACGCGCGGCUUCGGUUAUCUCGUGCGAUAUCACUUAGGUACGGUCGCGUUCGGCGCAUUGGUUAUUGGUAUAGUUCGGUUCAUAAGAGCGAUAAUUUCCUUCGUCCAAAAUCGCCUGAAGCAGUACGAUAACGACCUAGUGAGGGGAAUAUUGUGCUGCUGUCAAUGUUGCCUCUGGUGUUUCGAGUGCGCUCUGAAGUUCCUCACCAGGAACGCUUACAUCGAAACAGCGAUCUACGGGUGCAACUUCUGCACGGGAGGAAGGAAGGCGUUCAUUGCGUUGGGGAGCAACAUUUUAAGGGUCGCCGCCAUUAACAGCGUCGGCGACUUUGUCCUCUUUCUGGGAAAGGUUCUGGUCGUUACAUUAACGAUCGUCUCGGGCAUUUAUCUGGUGCAGAAAAAGGAGGGCCUGCACCAUCCGUGGGUGCCGAUAGCGGUGGCCGGGCUGUUCGCGUUCCUGGUGGCGCAUUGCUUCAUCUCCAUCUACGAGAUGGUGAUCGACACCAUAUUCAUCUGCUUCUGCGAGGACUGCGAGAAAAACGACGGCAUCAGUAGGCCCUACUUCAUGAGCCGUGGAUUAAUGGAAUUCGUCGAGAACAGCAAGAAGGCGCUGAAUUAUCUGGAUCACCCGCCAUCCAGCCCUCGUUCGUAAUACCUGAACCGCCGGUAUUCGAUGAAAACCAUCGGAGGGAUGCGAGGAACCCGCCCGCCUUCGAAGAUCCAGCGAGCAACACGGUUCACACUUGCAACUCCAGGCUUCGCACACCUCUUCCUGUCGCUGUGCUGCUCUUCCCGCGAGUUUUAAUAAACGGUCGGGGCGGCCCUCUCGGUUCUCAUUUACAUGUUGCCACGUGGAGGAAGUCUGCCACGAGCCGCGGACAAUUUUGAUCGACGUCUGACCUCCUUCCGUAUCUUGGCUCCCCGGGCAGGAAGAUGGAGAAGGAACUCGAGGAUAAGCGAGAUAAGCGGGCCAGGGGAAGGCUCGCUGCAGAAAAGACUGAUAAAAUUGGGAAAGCGUAUUGCAGCACGGAGGCUGAUCUAGCCGGAGAGGAUUCGGCGCGUUGCGAAUGCCGUACGCGGUUGCCGUCCCAAAGAAGUCACAACAAUCUUGUCGUUCAGUCUUCUUCUGGGUACACAUUCUGCUAAUUCGAACAGCGUCGUUACUUCUUGAGGAAGCUUGUUGGGACGGCCGGCCGACAGCCGAAGAAGGAAUCCGUCGACCUAGAUCCGGACAGCUCAAUUACUCAGUCAAGAGACGGUCCGGCAUUCUAUUCGGCCCGUUCUUUUCCUCCUCUCGGACGCCACACGCGCCGCCUCCGAAUGGUAGACAGGUCAAAUUGUCUGGGACUUAAGGUGUCCUCUCCGUGCCGCGGUACACGUAAGUUUUAGACAGCGUCGGUAACGCGCGCAUUGUUCUUCCAAACGGAGGACGAACAGCAUCGCUGCUUCUGUCGUUGCCUUCGACUCGCUGACCUCGGCUGAUCCGGCGGCGGCCGCAGCUUUCGAUUGCGUACAUCCGAACAAAAGCGUUCACAUUCCCAUAAACGAUGCUCCGCGAUCACCGAAGAGUUCUUGUAUUUUUUUAUAGCCGGUCGUCGCACAACGACGCGUUUAAGAUAGACUUAGGAACGCCGUUUCUAUACAUUUACUGCGUUUGGUAUCGUCGGCACCGCUACCGUCGCGCGGUGCCGUAUUUUACAUGUACGAGCAUGUGUUCCCUUGUUACACGACGCACAGAUAACGAUCAAAUUUACUUUCGAGCUCUCGACUUGUAGUAGACGAGCGGAUUCUACUUAAGAAACGAGUUUACUUAACGCGUGUACAUGUAUAUUGCGAAUAAUAUAAUAUAUGUGUGUAAUAAAUGUGCUUCGAAUCUUCGAUCGCUCUUGGAAUCGGUGUUUAGAAAUCUAGAUUAAAAUUCAAGAUCUGCAUCGGUGUCUUUAUAAAGUUUAAUAGGUGGAUUCGUGUGUUAAUGUAUGUCGAGUGUAACGAGGGAAUACCGUGCGAUUCGGAUAGCAGAGGCGGCGAGGAAUCGCCGCGAGAAGCGCGCGAAAUUGGCGAUAUUUUGUAAAAAAAAAUUUCGAACUGGACACCGUGGAUCGCCACAGGAACAGUUUGAAAGGCUGCCAGGAAUGGCGUGCGGUAUUAGAUCAAAGGCGAUAGCGCGAGCAAACCGCGCGGCAGAUACGCGGCGCGAUAAUGCGCGACUAUCCGGGUAAUUGCAGGUACAUCGAUCGCCAUGUUGUAUAUAGUUUUUCACGCGAGCCAGCCCACCAAUGAUGUGUUUCCUUCACACCGUAUGUCACACCGUUUUUUGAUAAUCGAUUCAUCCACGGCGAACAAACUUCAUUUCUGUACGCGGAAGCGCUCGUGGCUGCGUGUUGAUCAAAUACUUGAUAGUAUUACAAUUUUAAUAAAAAUCGUUUGAAAGUAA
Messenger RNA from Megalopta genalis, 4239 nucleotides. RefSeq names its product choline transporter-like protein 1. Gene Ontology annotation, molecular function: transmembrane transporter activity. The record is from RefSeq and is a predicted model, not a curated record. Gene Ontology annotation, cellular component: membrane. Gene Ontology annotation, biological process: transmembrane transport. NCBI's taxonomy places the organism in Eukaryota, Metazoa, Arthropoda, Insecta, Hymenoptera, Halictidae.